AUGAAAGCUGAUCAAAGGCAUGCAACUUCAAAGUUGAUUAGUGGUUACAUUAUCGACAAUCUUCGAGACCCAAGGUUUGAAGUUACACCAGCUUUUUUCAUGGCAGAGAUGCAAAGAUUGCAUGGACUAGACAUUGGGUUUCUUUAUAUGUUUUAUACAUAUGGAUCAUCAAUAUCUGGUUGGAAUCAUUGUAGACCAGUGAUUGAUGUUGAUGCAACUAUUUUGAAGUCAAAAUUUUGUGGUGUUUUAAUGAUUUCAGUUUCAAAGGAUGCAAAUAACCAAAUUUUCCCACUAGCCUUUGGAAUAGCAGAAUCUGAAAAUAACAAUUCCUAUGAGUGGCAUCAAGCUAUUGCAUAUGGCAUUACAAAAGCAUAUCCUGAAAGCCAUCAUGGGAUUUGUAUCUAUCAUUUGGAGCAGAACCUAAAGCGAAGGAAAGUGAAAAGUGAGGUCAUAAAACUUUUCCAAAGUGUUGCAAGAGUAUACAUGAACAAAGAAUUUGAUCUAUACAUGUUAGAUAUAGCAAAAGUAGAUAAGAAGACUUAUGACUACUUGAUGGAAGAACCACCGAAAAGGUGGGCACGUUCUUGUAGUCCACGACGAAGAUAUGACAUGCUCACAACAAACAUAGUUGAGUCAAUGAAUUUUGUCCUAUUAGAAGCAAGGGAGCUACUUAUAUUAAGAAUGAUGGAUUUCAUUCAAGUGAAGCUACACCGUUGGUUUAAUGAAAGAAGAAAUGAAGCAGAAGGAACUUUUUAUGAUGUUUCUUGUUGGAUAGAGGAGGAAUUGAAGAAAAAGAUAGAUUUAGCAUUUACUUUGAAUGUCUUCCCUGUUGAUUCAUGGCGUUCUAGAGUUGAAGAAGAAGGAAUAACUUUCUUGGUAGACUUAAACAAAAGAACAUGUGAUUGUUUUCAGUUUCAAUUUGAUGAAUUACCAUGCAUACAUGCAAUUGCAGCCAUCGAGAAGAGAAAUAUCAAGAAGUCCAACUUUUGCUUGCACUGGUACUUAAAGGAAUAUUGGCUGAAAACAUAUGAAAGACAAAUACAUUCUGUAGGACAUACUGAUUCUUGGAUUGUACCAGAUAGUGUUAAGUCACAAAUUAUUAAACCUCCAGAUUUCAAAGUGCCACCAGGUAGAAGGCAGAAGAAAAGGCAUAUUCCAGUGACCGAGUCAUCAAAAAUAAUAUUCAAAUGUGGUCAUUGCAGAAGAACUGGUCAUAAUAGAAUAACUUGUAUAUAUUCUCCGGCAAUCCAUCCAUUUUCAAGAAAGCAUAGAGAAUAG
Nicotiana tabacum (common tobacco) is the source of this 1278-nucleotide messenger RNA. Lineage: Eukaryota; Viridiplantae; Streptophyta; Magnoliopsida; Solanales; Solanaceae. The record is from RefSeq and is a predicted model, not a curated record.